This is a messenger RNA of Metarhizium brunneum ARSEF 3297, 1275 nucleotides long. RefSeq names its product Mitochondrial distribution and morphology protein 12 (gene MDM12). The record is from RefSeq and is a predicted model, not a curated record. NCBI's taxonomy places the organism in Eukaryota, Fungi, Ascomycota, Sordariomycetes, Hypocreales, Clavicipitaceae. Gene Ontology annotation, biological process: phospholipid transport; mitochondrion organization. Gene Ontology annotation, cellular component: ERMES complex. Gene Ontology annotation, molecular function: lipid binding.
AUGUCCAUUGACCUGAACUGGGAAACACUAACCAGUGGCCCAGAUGGCGACGCCCUCGCCGAACGCAUCAGGUCCUUCAUCCACGACAAGUUCCAAACAGUCCCACUCCCUCGGUUUAUUAGGUCUGUCACCGUCCAUGGAUUCGACUUUGGCACCAUACCACCGGAGCUGGAACUAAAGGACAUUACGGACCCGCUUCCUGACUUCUACGAGCAAGAGCUAGGAGAGGACGAAAGUGAUGAUGAUUUUGGAAGCGACGAGGAGGCAGCGGCGCAUCUUGCUGCCGAGCGGGCCAGGCAUGCUCUCGCCGGGAACAGGAAGCGCCCCAGCGGCAUCAGGACCGCGUUGAGGAGCGACUUUGCGGGACACGAUUUGGGAAGUCCGUUUCUGGGAACGUCUACCCCGGGUAUAUUAGGCGGUCCGGGUCUGAACUACCUCCAAGGCCAUCUGGGCACGGGCACGCAUACACCCCUGGCAGCCGUCGCAGGCGCCCACCUCGGAAACUCAUGGAUGGCCCCCGGCGCCCUCGACUCCUCCGACUUCGCCCACGCUGCAAGCCAUCACAGAAACCCCUCGCAGAGCAGCAUAUCCGUUGACAACUUCUCCGUCAACCUGGAAGGCACAUCGCCGCCGCUACGCGAGAAGUCCAGCGUUUCAACGCUCGCCCCCACUGCAGUGAGCAUGUCUCGGCCUCCCACCCGAGACACACAUCUCGUUGAUUCUGCUGUUGACGAAGGCGAUGAUGGACGGCACGCGGCACUAGACGCGAGUGCUGUUGAUGACGGUUUGGCGGCGCAUAGGAGAGAGCCGAGGGUGGAGGAUGUUCAGGCUGUGUUUCGGAUAUGCUACGCAGGGGAUAUUCGACUGAAUCUCACGGCAGAGAUAUUACUGGAUUAUCCUAUGCCGAGCUUUGUUGGCAUCCCGCUGAAGCUGAACAUUACGGGGCUGUCAUUUGAUGGGGUGGGUGUGUCGGCAAAGAUUAGGAAGCGCGUGCAUUUUUGCUUCUUGAGUCCCGAGGAUGCCCUGGCCGCUGUUGGGUCGGUGGACGGGGGCGAGGGUGGUGAAAGCAGUAGAGGGGAGCAAGGCGCGAGGAAGAACACCAGGUUCGGGGGCUUGCUGCAGGAGAUCAAAGUUGAGAGUGAGAUUGGUGAGAGAGAAGGCGGGAAACAGAGCCUCAAGAACGUCGGCAAGGUGGAGAGAUUUGUGUUGGAGCAGGUGAGGCGCAUAUUUGAGGAAGAGUUUGUAUAUCCUAGUUUCUGGACGUUCUUAGUAUAA